UCCGAUUGGCUGGCGGAGCCCGGGGAUUGGCUGCGCCGCGGGCGCGGGCUGACGUGGCGGGGUCUGCGUGUGGGUCCCGGUGCUGCGGGCUGAAACCGAGCGGUGGGGCAGCGGCGAAGCGCGAGCAGCAGCGAUGCCGCUGGAGCUGGAGCUGUGUCCCGGGCGCUGGGUGGGCGGGCAGCACCCGUGCUUCAUCAUUGCCGAGAUCGGCCAGAACCACCAGGGCGACCUGGACGUGGCCAAGCGCAUGAUCCGCGUGGCCAAGGAGUGUGGGGCUGACUGUGCCAAGUUUCAGAAGAGUGAGCUGGAGUACAAGUUUAAUCGGAAAGCCUUGGAGAGGCCAUAUACUUCGAAGCACUCCUGGGGGAAGACGUACGGGGAGCACAAGCGCCACCUGGAAUUCAGCCACGCUCAGUACAAGGAGCUGCAGAGAUAUGCUGAGGAGGUUGGCAUCUUCUUCACUGCCUCUGGCAUGGAUGAGAUGGCAGUUGAAUUUCUGCAUGAAUUGAAUGUUCCAUUUUUCAAAGUUGGAUCUGGGGACACUAACAAUUUUCCUUAUCUGGAAAAGACAGCCAAAAAAGGCCGCCCAAUGGUGAUCUCCAGCGGGAUGCAGUCGAUGGACACCAUGAAGCAAGUCUAUCAGAUUGUGAAGCCCCUCAACCCCAACUUCUGCUUCCUGCAGUGCACCAGUGCAUACCCGCUCCUCCCUGAGGAUGUCAACUUGCGCAUCAUCUCGGAAUAUCAGAAGCUCUUCCCUGACAUUCCCAUAGGGUAUUCUGGGCAUGAAACAGGAAUAGCAAUCUCUGUGGCCGCUGUGGCUCUGGGGGCCAAGGUUUUGGAGCGUCAUAUAACUUUGGACAAGACCUGGAAGGGUAGUGACCACUCGGCCUCGCUGGAGCCUGGAGAGCUGGCCGAGCUAGUGCGGUCUGUGCGCCUUGUGGAAAGGGCCAUGGGCUCCCCAACCAAGCAGCUGCUACCCUGUGAAAUGGCUUGCAACGAGAAGCUGGGCAAGUCUGUGGUGGCCAAAGUGAAAAUUCCAGAAGGCACCAUUCUAACAAUAGACAUGCUGACUGUGAAGGUGGGUGAGCCUAAAGGCUACCCUCCUGAAGACAUCUUUAGCCUGGUGGGCAAGAAGGUCCUGGUCACUAUUGAAGAAGACGACACCAUCAUGGAAGAAUCUGUAGAAAACCAUGGCAAAAAAAUCAAGUCUUAAAAUAAAGUGCCAGCCCUAACCGGUUUGGCUCAGUGGAUAGAGUGUCGGCCUGCGGACUCAAGGGUCCCAGGUUCGAUUCCGGUCAAGGGCAUGUACCUUGCUUGCAGGCACAUCCCCCGUGGGGAGUGUGCAGGAG
Messenger RNA from Myotis myotis, 1349 nucleotides. It is a transcript of the gene NANS, whose product is annotated as N-acetylneuraminate synthase. Gene Ontology annotation, molecular function: N-acylneuraminate-9-phosphate synthase activity. The transcript is spliced from 6 exons. The record is from RefSeq and is a predicted model, not a curated record. The coding region runs from base 134 to 1213 and encodes 359 amino acids. Lineage: Eukaryota; Metazoa; Chordata; Mammalia; Chiroptera; Vespertilionidae. Gene Ontology annotation, biological process: carbohydrate biosynthetic process.